AUGAGUACCCCAGGAGCUUCAGUAACAGCCACAAUGAAGCUAAAACAGAACAUUAACCCUAUUCUUUUAUAUCUCAUAAACUUUGUAAUUUUGGUCUACACUAUUUUAACGUACAUUCCAUUUUACUUUUUAUGUGGAUCGAGACAUGCAAGAUCCAAUCAACUGAAAGCAAAGCCUGUAAAUAGGAAGCCAGAUGCGGCAUACCGCUCUGUUAACAGCUUCCGUCGGUUGGCUUCAGUGCUCUAUCCUGGAUGUGAUACGCUAGAUAAAGUUUUUAGGUAUGCAGAAAACAAAUUUAAGGACAAAAGGCUCCUGGGAACACGAGAAAUACUAAAUGAAGAAGAUGAAGUGCAACCGAAUGGAAAAAUUUUUAAAAAGGUUAUUCUUGGUGAUUACAAUUGGCUGUCAUAUGAAGAGGUUUUUGUUCGAGCCUAUAACUUUGGAAAUGGCCUACAGGUAUUGGGGCAGAAGCCAAAGACUAAUAUUGCUAUCUUCUGUGAAACCAGAGCAGAAUGGAUGAUUGCUGCACAAGCUUGUUUUAUGUAUAAUUUUCAACUUGUUACACUAUAUGCUACUCUAGGAGGUCCAGCAAUUGCUCAUGGAUUAAAUGAAACAGAGGUAACCAACAUCAUUACAAGUAAAGAACUUUUGCAGACAAAAUUGAAGGAAAUUGUAUCUCUUGUUCCUCACCUGCGACACAUCAUAACUGUGGAUGGUAAACCAACAACUUGGUCCGAGUUUCCCAAGGGUGUCAUUGUUCACACAAUGGCAGCAGUACAGGCUUUGGGAGCAAAGGCACACUCAGUAAAUAAACCUGAAAGCAGGCCUCUGCCCUCAGAUAUUGCUGUAAUCAUGUACACAAGUGGAUCUACAGGACUUCCAAAGGGAGUUAUGAUCUCUCAUUCAAAUCUUAUUGCUGGUAUAACUGGGAUGGCCGAAAGGAUUCCAGGACUGGGAGAAGAAGAUGCUUAUAUUGGAUAUUUGCCUCUUGCCCAUGUUCUAGAAUUAAGUGCUGAGCUUGUUUGUCUUUCUCAUGGAUGCCGCAUUGGCUAUUCAUCACCACAAACUUUAGCAGAUCAGUCAACAAAAAUUAAAAGAGGAAGCAAAGGAGAUACAUCCAUGUUGAAACCAACACUAAUGGCAGCUGUUCCGGAAAUCAUGGAUCGAAUCUACAAAAAUGUCAUGAAUAAAGUGAAUGAAAUGAACAGUUUUCAACGCAAUUUAUUUAUUUUGGCCUAUAAUUACAAAAUGGAACAGCUUUCAAAAGGCUAUUGUACUCCACUUUGUGACAGGUUUGUUUUCCGGAAAGUACGAAGCCUGCUAGGUGGAAAUAUUCGUAUCCUUCUAUGUGGAGGUGCUCCACUUUCUGCAACAACUCAGCGAUUUAUGAAUAUUUGUUUCUGCUGUCCUGUUGGUCAGGGCUAUGGACUUACUGAAUCAGCAGGGGCUGGAACAAUCACUGAAGUUUGGGACUAUAAUACAGGGAGAGUUGGAGCACCAUUAAUUUGCUGUGAAGUUAAAUUAAAGAACUGGGAAGAAGGUGGAUACUUUAAUACAGAUAAGCCACGUCCUAGAGGUGAGAUUCUACUUGGUGGCAAGAAUGUGACAAUGGGCUACUACAAAAAUGAAGAAAAAACACAAACUGAUUUCUUUGAAGAUGAAAAUGGACAGAGGUGGCUCUGUACGGGAGAUAUUGGAGAAUUUGAUCCUGAUGGGUGUUUAAAGAUUAUUGAUCGUAAAAAGGACCUUGUAAAACUUCAGGCAGGAGAAUAUGUCUCUCUUGGAAAAGUUGAGGCAGCUUUAAAGAAUCUCCCAUUAAUAGAUAACAUCUGUGCAUAUGCAAACAGUUAUCAUUCUUAUGUCAUUGGAUUUGUUGUGCCAAACCAGAAGGAACUAACAGAGUUAGCUCGACAAAAAGAACUGAGAGGGACUUGGGAGGAGAUCUGUAAUAGUCCAAUAAUGGAAAAGGAAGUGCUAAAAGUGCUCUCUGAGGCUGCUGUUUCAGCAGGUCUGGAAAAGUUUGAAAUUCCAGUAAAAAUUCGUUUGAGCCCAGAUCCAUGGACCCCCGAAACUGGCCUGGUGACUGAUGCCUUCAAACUAAAACGCAAAGAACUUAAAACACAUUACCAAGCGGACAUUGAGCGAAUGUACGGAGGGAAAUGAUCGUUCUCUUUUUGCACCUCUUUGCUACAGUGAGCUCAGAUCAAAUAGGAAAAUACUUGAAUUGCAUGUCUCAGUCUUUGAGACAAACACCAUUCCUCAUUUUAAGCCUAAACUGUUAUUUCUCAUGACAUUACCAUCUUUUACUGACAGGAUUAGUAAAAUUUUAAGACAGCAAACUUGUGUCUGUCUCUUCUUUUUUUUUUCACCCCAAUUUAUUUCACUACCUAUGACUAUAUUAUAUUUGUCAGUUUGUGGAUUUCCUGAAUCAUAUUGGGGAAGCAAUGAUUUUGAAACCUCAAAUUUUUAAAAAUGAUUUAUAUAUCCUGUAUAAUGUUCAGUUUGUAACUUUUUAAAGUUUGGUUGUAUAGAGGGAUAACUAAGAAAUAUUAGAAAUGGUUACUUUGGGGGCCUUUUUUACUUACAGUAUUUAAAAACAAAAGGAUCUUGAUGUGAAAUUAUGUAAAUUUCAAAUGCUUAUUAAUCAAAUCAUUGUUGAACAGAAGAUCAGAUUUGUUGUUGUAUAAUUAUUGUCUUGUAUGCAUUUGAGAGAA
This is a messenger RNA of Gracilinanus agilis (Agile Gracile Mouse Opossum), 2714 nucleotides long. RefSeq names its product acyl-CoA synthetase long chain family member 3 (gene ACSL3). The transcript is spliced from 14 exons. Gene Ontology annotation, cellular component: plasma membrane; lipid droplet; endoplasmic reticulum. Bases 1 to 2163 code for a protein of 720 amino acids. Gene Ontology annotation, biological process: long-chain fatty-acyl-CoA metabolic process; neuron differentiation; long-chain fatty acid metabolic process. The record is from RefSeq and is a predicted model, not a curated record. Gene Ontology annotation, molecular function: long-chain fatty acid-CoA ligase activity. NCBI's taxonomy places the organism in Eukaryota, Metazoa, Chordata, Mammalia, Didelphimorphia, Didelphidae.